AUGACUUCUCUGCUAGCGAAGGACGCUUACCUGCAGGGCCUGGCCAAGAAGAUCUGCUCCCAGCCCAGCGCCGAGCCUCAGAAGCGCAAGUCGGCUGGCAAAACUCAAGUCUCAGAAGCUGCUGUACCCCCCAGAAAGAAGAGGAAGAAAGCGCAGAAGAAAUCCCCGGAGCGGGAGAAGAAGACUGCAAAGCCCAAGGCCCAGGCCCCUGCGGAGAAGUCUGAGGCCAGGAAGCCAGAGGCAGCCGAGGAGGAGGAGGAGGAGGAAGCCGCCCGCUCCACCAGGGCCCCGGCGGAUGGCCUGGCCACAGAGCCUGACUCGUUAUUCGCCUUGGAUGUUCUGCGGCAGCUCCUGCACGAGAAGAUUGAGGAGGCGCGGGGCCAGGGUAGCAUCAAGGAGCUGUCUGCCGCCGUUUUGGAGAAAAGACGCCGGAGGAAGCAGGAGCGCGACCGGAAAAAGAGGAAGCGGAGGGAGCUGAGAGCAAAGGAGAAGGCUGCCGCGGCACUGGAGGCGGCAAAGGCCACCGAGCCAGGCCCUCGGGUACCCAGGGCGGAGACGCAGGCCCAGGUGGGGCUGCUCUUCAACAAGGUGGAGGUGACUGAGGAGGAGCCGGCCAGCAAGGCCCAGCGCCGGAAGGAGAAGAGGCAGAAGCUGAAGGGGAACCUGACGCCCCUGACGGGCAGAAACUACCGGCAGCUGCUGGAGCGCCUGCAGGCGCGGCAGGCCCGGCUGGAGGAGCUGCGGGACCGGGACGCGGGGCAGGCCCAGGAGCUCGAGGCCAAGAUGCGCUGGACCAACCUGCUGUACAAGGCCGAGGGCGUGAGGAUCCGCGACAACGAGCGCCUGCUGCAGGAGGCCCUGAAGCGCAAGGAGCGGCGGCGCGCACAGCGCCUGCGCGCCUGGGAAAAGCGCACGGCGCACGUGGUGGGCAAGAUGCAGCAGCGGCAGGACCGGCGGCGGCAGAACCUGCGCAAGAAGAAGGUGGCCAGGGCCGAGCGGCGCCUGGAGAAGGCCCGCAAGAAGGGCCGCAUCCUGCCCCAAGACCUGGAGCGCGCCGGCCUGGCCUGA
This is a messenger RNA of Rangifer tarandus platyrhynchus (Svalbard reindeer), 1068 nucleotides long. The record is from the annotation of a GenBank genome assembly. NCBI's taxonomy places the organism in Eukaryota, Metazoa, Chordata, Mammalia, Artiodactyla, Cervidae.